Messenger RNA from Lathyrus sativus (Indian pea), 861 nucleotides. The record is from the annotation of a GenBank genome assembly. Lineage: Eukaryota; Viridiplantae; Streptophyta; Magnoliopsida; Fabales; Fabaceae.
AUGGCUAUGCCUAUCACUGCUUCCACUAUUGGAUUUCACUUCACUGCUGCUACUGAAAAACCUAUCUUCUCUGUUCCUUUUAUGAAGGUAUCUUCUAGGUUUAGUCAUACUAAGCCAUGUUACUUUCUUCAUAAAACAAGAUUGUUAUCCUCUGGAACUACAAUUAUCCCUCGAGCAGCAGCACCUGUUACUGAUGUGCAGGAUGGUAAUCAAGGUGAGACUGAUACCGUUCCAACCCCGAUAGUCAUAAUUGACCAAGACUCUGAUCUAAAUGCAACUGUGGUGAAGAUAACUUUUGGUGACCGGCUUGGAGCUCUCCUUGACACAAUGAGUGCAUUAAAAAGCUUAGGCCUCAAUGUUGUUAAGGCAAAUGUCUUUCUGGAUUCUUCUGGCAAACACAACAAGUUUUCCAUCACAAAAGCUGAUACCGGCAGAAAAGUCGAAGAUCCAGAGUUGUUAGAAGCAAUUCGUUUGACAAUUAUAAAUAAUCUGAUUCAGUAUCACCCGGAAUCAAGUUCUCAAUUAGCAAUGGGAGCAGCUUUUGGACUUCUACCUCCAAAAGAGCAAGUUGAUGUGGACAUUGCAACUCGCAUAUAUGUUUCUGAUGAUGGUCCAGAUCGAAGUUUGUUCUACGUGGAAACAGCUGAUCACCCUGGGUUACUCGUCGAGCUUGUAAAAAGUAUUACUGACAUUGACAUUGCUGUUGAAUCUGGAGAGUUCGAUACUGAGGGGCUCUUGGCUAAGGCAAAAUUUCAUGUUAGCUACAAAGGCAAAGCAAUCAGCAAGCAGCUGCAGCAGGUUCUUGCUAACAGCUUGAGAUAUUUCCUGAGGCGUCCGGCAACGGAGGAAUCCAGUUUUUGA